Prorocentrum cordatum is the source of this 2290-nucleotide messenger RNA. NCBI's taxonomy places the organism in Eukaryota, Dinophyceae, Prorocentrales, Prorocentraceae. The record is from the annotation of a GenBank genome assembly.
GACAUUCAUGGCGCAGCUCAAGGACAUCCAGACUCUGCUGGACACCGGUUUUGGAAAGUUGCGUCAGGAUCUGAAGGGCGACAUCAUGAGGGAGAUGGAGCAGCUGCUCGACACCAAACUCGAAGCCCGACUCAAGCAGCAUCAUGAUGAACUUAUGGAGGAGAUCCGGAAGCUCCAGGAGAGAACCACGGCCUUGGAAUCUCGAGCUGACGCAGGUGGCGUUGGCUCCAAGCGUGCACGCAGCGAAGGUCCUGGCUACCGGGCAACGCGCAUCGACGACGACUCCGACAACAAAGUCCUCGUGCUCAAAGGCUUCCCAUGUCCCAUGUGGUCCAAGACGCUGGUCAAGCAUGCUGAAACUGUCUUCCAGUCGCUUUCACCGAACACUCCGCUCCCCCAAAUCCGCGCCGCCAGCAACACCAAGCACGCGCGCCUCAUCUUCAACGACUCCGCUUCGGCGAAGGCCAUCCUCGAAGAGUCCAUCCGCGCUGGCCCACGGAUUACUAUUGGUUCGGAAUCUAUUCCACUUUCGCUUCAAUGGGACCGGUCACCCGAUGAACGCGUCCGGGGAUGGGUAAUCUCACAGUUAUGGCAGAAGUUGGAGCAGCACAUGACUACAAAAGGCCUCCACGGCCAGGUCGGGUGUCGACGUGGCAAGGGUGAGGUGUUCGUCGACGUUGGCGGCAUGGGGCAGCUGAUCACGAUCUUCACGGUUCUCGAAGACGGCGUCUCCACCCGCGUGCACACCAACGGGCUCGACAAGGUGGAGCUUUCCCCAGAGACGGCGGCCUCGAUGGCCUCCGAGGUGGAUUCGCAGCGGAAACUCAAAUCCAGGUACGCCGUAAACCUCGCCUACCGCCACGACUUCACCAUUUUCCUCGAGGCCACUCUCAUUCUUCUUGGGGACUUCAAUUCGGUUGCAUGCGAGUCCGACCGGUUUGAUGCCACCACUGGUACCUUCACUGGCACCGUCGUACGGGACACCUUUGACACGCUGCCAUGUCUUGAACUGCUCACCGAGCUGAUGCAGGACGAUUUCACGAGGAAAGGGGUUGAUGCUGCAGGACAUCUUCAGUACAGCCGGAUCGACCGCAUAUUUACAUCGCUACCGAGCUCUCUCCUAAGCAAUCUUGACGUUCGCGUUGCCUCUCCUGGACUUGCCGCGCUCCCCCGCUUCGACUUGAGCGACCACACUCCCGUCUUCUUCACUUGGCGGCAGCGUAGCAGCUCAACUCGAUCCCCAAUUAUUCCAAGUUGGGUACCUCGGCACCCACUGUGGGGCAUCGUGCUUGAUGAGCUCCGCUUUGCACAGACUGCCGACAAAUGGGGCGAUGAGGUCGAGAUGAAGCGCCUCUUCCACAAGGCCAGCUCCGAGGUCAAACGUAGGGCUCAACACCAUGGUGCCCGCACCUCCGAGGAGAAGCUUUGGUGGUGUCUGAAAUUUCUUCGCUCUGUGCACAACGGUUGUAUUCAGCAGGCCCUCUCUGCAGCCGGCGUCUGCUCCGACCUCCAGGACAUUCCUGGCAACUGCUGCCCCUCGAGCUGGACUCAUUCAGUGCUCUCUCAAGUGGAGUCCUUCAUUCAGCGCCUCAGCCAGGCGACGGCCGAGGAGCGACUGCAGGAGCUGGAGGACACUGCCGACCUCCCGGAGUUCUACAAGAGCCGGAAGCGGUCUGGACUCAUAGCGUGGGCUGCUCAGUUUUCACCGAAGCGCCGGCGUGCAGGCCUCCGAGGUCUCAUCGACAACAAAGGUCUCCCAAUUACCGAUAAUACGGUCGCUCAUGCUGCCGUUGCUGACUACUGGGGUCCAGUUUUCACCGCGCAGCCUGUCGAUGAGCAGGCAGGCAAAAUCUUUCUGGACAAGUACGCUGUGCAGCUGCCGCGCCUUCAAUGGGAUAUUUCGUUCGACGACUUCUCCAAGCUUCUCUCUGGCUUCACCGACUCAGCCCCUGGGCCCGAUGGCGUGCCCUACGGCGCUUGGCGGCAUGCGCCCGAAUGGUGCCAACGUGUGCUGUAUUCUGCCUUGCUUUCAUGGCUGGCCGGCGCGCCGCUACCUCGCGAUGCCAACUAUGCGUGGCUUGCCCUGCUUGCUAAAGGUCACGAUCUAGCCUCGGGCCCCGCGGGCUUCCGCACCGUGCCCGACGCGCGCCCGCUGUCACUGGGCAACUCUGAUGUCAAGAUACUUGCUGCUUCAAUCAACCGGAUUCUGGAGCCCGCGGUAGGCAAAUGGGCCUCUGACCCACAGCGCGGAUUUAUCAAAGGCCGGCAAAUGCUCGACAACGUCAUCGAG